CGAACCUGAAUAUCCAAGUUUCGACACGAAGGUUCGGUUCAGUUGACAGUUAUCAACAUAGACGCUUCAGCAUACUCGUUCGGGGUAUCGAUUUGCACGUCGUUACAUUUUAAGUCACUAACUGCAGACCUGUCAUAAGGAAUUGGCGUGAGGGUGUCUGCAGAAUCCAGUACAUAAUUAUUGAAUUUGGGCUCACAGCAUCCAGGCAGCUGCUGUGUAAAUUUGCCCAGUCUGUUUGACUGCCAGUCUCCUGUAGUUGAAGCGAGCAAAGGUAUCCGAAAGAGUCUGGAGAUAUGGACCAGAAUAACAGCAUACCAGCCUUUCAGGGGCUGGCAUCCCCUCAGGGUGCCAUGACGCCAGGAAUGCCAAUCUUCAGUCCUAUGAUGCCAUACGGCUCAGGCCUGACACCCCAGCCUGUCCAGAACACCAACAGUCUGUCUAUUCUGGAGGAACAACAGAGGCAGCAGCAGCAGCAACAACAGCAGCAGCAGCAACAAGCACAGCAGGCCAAUACAGGUCUGCCAGGAACAUCAGGUCAGACUCCUCAGCUUUUCCAUUCCCAGACAGUAACAGGCACAACUACCACAGCACUGCCUGGGAACACGCCACUCUACAACACACCAAUGACUCCCGUCACCCCUGUCACACCAGCCACUCCAGCCUCCGAGAGCUCUGGAAUAGUGCCACAGCUACAGAACAUUGUAUCUACUGUGAAUCUGGGCUGCAAAUUGGAUUUGAAAACUAUUGCCCUGAGAGCCAGAAAUGCAGAGUACAACCCAAAGCGUUUUGCUGCAGUAAUCAUGAGAAUACGAGAGCCCAGAACCACUGCACUCAUCUUCAGUUCAGGAAAGAUGGUCUGCACUGGAGCCAAGAGUGAGGAGCAGUCGAGAUUGGCAGCCAGGAAGUAUGCACGUGUGGUCCAGAAGCUUGGGUUUCCUGCUAAAUUCUUGGACUUCAAGAUUCAAAACAUGGUGGGCAGCUGUGAUGUGAGGUUUCCCAUACGGCUAGAGGGUCUGGUUCUCACACACAAACAGUUCAGCAGUUAUGAGCCAGAGCUGUUUCCGGGGCUGAUCUACAGAAUGAUCAAACCUAGAAUCGUCUUACUCAUAUUUGUUUCUGGCAAAGUUGUGCUUACAGGUGCCAAAGUGAGAGGCGAGAUCCACGAGGCAUUUGAAAACAUCUACCCAAUCUUGAAAGGCUUUCGUAAGACAUCUUAGACCUCACCAGCUGCUUGUGCCCUACAGCCUCCUCAAACUGGACUCUUAGUUGUUUGUUUAUCCACAUUGAAAUUGCAACUAUUUGUUGUUACCUACAGGUACACAGAACCAGACCCCCACCACACACCCUUUCUUAAGGCAGAUAUUGUAACACAGUUCUGGAUUAUUGUGUUUUUCAGACUGUCAGUACCCCACGCCACCCAUCACCUUAUGGCUGGUCGCAGCCAGUAUUUUACAUAAGACUGUAAGAAAUUGUACAAACUGAGGAAUGCCUGUCCAACCCGGACUUUUUUUCUGUAGUUUUUGUAGUUAUUGUACAGGGGUUUUUUUGUUGUUGUUGUUGGUUAUUGUUGUUUUUUGUUUGUUUGUUUGUUUUUAAACUAAGUCUCCUAGCUGUAUUUACGCAGGUUUGAGGCUUAUUCUCACAUUCCUGUUGGACUGAGUGCUCAAAUUUUAGAUCAUCAUGAUUGUAAUGUUUUAUCCACAAAUGAUUGAUGUUCAAAAGAAAUUGGUUUGGUUUAAUCCCAGUCAUUCAUUCUUACAAUGGAUGUCUCAAUUUGAAUUUUACUGAGCUGUUGUAUAGGUCGAUCUUGUUUGAGUAAUUGAAGAUUAAUACUUUUAAUUGAAAAC
This is a messenger RNA of Thalassophryne amazonica, 1847 nucleotides long. It is a transcript of the gene tbp, whose product is annotated as TATA box binding protein. Bases 294 to 1217 code for a protein of 307 amino acids. The record is from RefSeq and is a predicted model, not a curated record. The transcript is spliced from 9 exons. Gene Ontology annotation, molecular function: RNA polymerase II general transcription initiation factor activity; DNA binding. Gene Ontology annotation, biological process: DNA-templated transcription initiation. Lineage: Eukaryota; Metazoa; Chordata; Actinopteri; Batrachoidiformes; Batrachoididae.